AUGGUAAGGCUCGAGACCACCUGCCAUUCCAUCCACGAACUCAAGAGAACAUUUGAAUAGCCGAAGGAACGUCGGACGAGGACCCAUGGGCAUCAAUCAUCAGUGAAGCUGCCUAAACGCAGUUAUGCAGUCGGGGAUUCAGCAGUCGAGCAUAUCGAUAUUGGUUCUGCAAAAGAUGCGCCAGCGAAUGCUCUCCUCCAGGCUAUGUCCUCGCCGGAGGACAGCAGUAUCGGUGUAUCCCUGACCAAAAAAGAGAAGCUCGCACUAAAGAGAGAAGCUUUUCUCCAAAAGCUGGAAUUGUCCAAAACGCAUUCCAAAUCCCAUGAACGUAGGAUGAAGCGAAAGGCAAAAGAGCAGCUUGCGAGCGGCAUGACAGAGAUUCAGGCCGUCCUGGCAGCUCUUGAAGAACCUCAGGAACCUCAAGGCACAGAGUCGAAAGCAGGAGAAAGUGGGGAGACGACGACUGCUUCAGGCAGCUCCCAGACGGCAUCAUCCAAGAGUUUGAAGAUUGGAGCAGGCAAAUCGGAACCUUUGAGCAAGGCGCAGCGGAAGAAAGCUUUGCAAUUAGAACGUCUGAGGCAGCCUCUCAUUCUCACCAAUCCAUCUUUCUCCUCUAAUCCAUUCAGCACUGUCCGUUUGCACGCUCAAAAUACCCUCCUCAAGAAACAGCCUCCCCCCACUACUUGA
Molecule: messenger RNA, 687 nt
Organism: Coprinopsis cinerea okayama7#130
Lineage: Eukaryota; Fungi; Basidiomycota; Agaricomycetes; Agaricales; Psathyrellaceae
Exons: 4
Coding region: 205-687 (160 amino acids)
Biological process (GO): maturation of SSU-rRNA from tricistronic rRNA transcript (SSU-rRNA, 5.8S rRNA, LSU-rRNA)
Cellular component (GO): 90S preribosome; nucleolus; preribosome, small subunit precursor
Source: RefSeq, a predicted model, not a curated record